UAUGUUUCAAGGCUGUUUGAAACGUAUCGAUUUCGUGUUAGCUUUUACUGACGAUGGAGACGCGCUUUGGGCUGACGAAUACAAGCUCGGUCUCAUGACGACUAUGGUGAAGAUUGGUUUGGACUUAGAGAUCGAGAGGGCAACGUUGCCUGAACACAACAAUGUCCUGUUUUGCAAAAUUCACGCACCAGAUACGAUUCUCGACGACUAUAAAGAUUAUUUUGAAGUGACAAAGCGCUUUCAAGAUAACCAUGUACAUUUCAUUGGAAGACCAAUUGGCAAACCUGCCCCUCGCCAGCCUUCGCACGAGAGAGAAUGGGUCAAGUUGAUGCGCCGCCGCUAUUUCAAACCACAUCGGUUUUCAAACCGAGACCGAAGCCUUAUCACUUUUAUGCUUGUGAACCACCAGCCCUACGGCGUAAAUGACAGAUACUACGGCCUUUGGAGUUUAUUGCGGAAUAACGUAAUAUUGGACGCUUACGCGCUUCACGACGGUCCGUAUUUCAUUACCGAGGAUCAACCAACAUGUAAUGUGAACGGCAGACAAAUACUAUACUACAACUGGGCAGGAUAUAGAAAUCUACUAACGUUUCAACCCCUUUCCGUUAUCUACGAGUACUAUGGCCCUAAGUUGGCUAUGUAUUUUGCCUAUUAUCAGUUUUACAUGACAAUGUUGAUUGUGUGUAUGCCUAUUACACCAUUUUUCUUACUUCCUCUUGUGUGGCGUACCAUUAAUUCUUUAGUAACGAGAGAAGUGUCAAACAUGUAUUGUAAAGCGGAUUCAUUGGAGUUCAAACGCUUGUGCCCUACGUGUAUGGACUUUAACGCGUGCCCAAUCAGAAACUUAUCGGAAUACUGUGAAGUCCAUAAAUUUGUUCGCUUAACGCAAAAAAUCAUGACUAUGUCACCCAUAUUUACUAUGUGGUGUAUAGCGUUCUACUUUUUCUGGAAACGGAAACAUAACUACCUACGUUGGUUAUGGGAACUUAAUAUAAAACCUAAACACCCUAUUGUAAGGGUAGAGUAUACUGUGAACUAUCCUACGGCUAAAAGAACUAAAGUAACUGGAGCGUGGCGCUUGAUCCCCUUAGAGUCAGUGAUUCGAUAUAACUUACUGUGUCCAUUCCUGGCUGCUUUCGUCGUAAGUAGAUACAAUGACACUAGUAUAGUAUUCAGCUAGUUUCAAACCAUCUUGGUUGUGU
Molecule: messenger RNA, 1202 nt
Organism: Hyposmocoma kahamanoa
Lineage: Eukaryota; Metazoa; Arthropoda; Insecta; Lepidoptera; Cosmopterigidae
Product: anoctamin-5-like
Exons: 9
Coding region: 2-1180 (392 amino acids)
Biological process (GO): chloride transmembrane transport
Cellular component (GO): plasma membrane
Molecular function (GO): protein dimerization activity; chloride channel activity
Source: RefSeq, a predicted model, not a curated record